AUGAAGUGGUCGAUAUUUGUUUGUUUGCUCGUGUGCUUGGCGAGUUUCUGCGACGGCCUGGCAAUAAAAUGUUCACCUGGUGUGACGGACCCUUCAUGCACAGAAGAAAUUAAAGAAGUUGACAGACACGAAUCACUACCGGGGGACCCGACGGAGGUGCAGUGCCUGGUCGGCAGUGAAUGGGAGAGUAACUGCCACUACUGCCGCUGCUCCGAUGAGGGAGUCGCCGAGUGCCUCAAACAAGACACUUGCGAUAAAGGCGUAUUUGCGGAGCCUGUUCUCUGCAAGCCAAACACGACUUUCCAGAGAGACUGUAACACUUGCAUUUGCCUCGAGAAUGGACUUGGACUUUGUACCUUGGAGUUUUGUCGGAGAUCAGACAGCAUCGAUAGUGUUCCUGAAAUCCUCAUCGCUGAUACUGAGUUAAAUAACAAAGAUGAAGCGAGUCAACCAUUCAAAACUGAAAUCUUAGUCCCGAACGCCUCACUAUCGAGAAAAGUACGAUCACUAACUACGGAGCCGCCAAAAGCCUGCAAGCCAGGACAAGAGUUUCGGAUGGACUGCAAUAAGUGCCUCUGUGACAAUAAGGGACAGGACUUCUCCUGCACACGACACGACUGCAACGCCCUGAACAACAACCACCAUGCUAGUGCUUUCACUGGCGUAAGGAGUAAACGAGAAAUAUCCGAGCAGCUUUCGAUGCAGUGUGUGCCAGGCAGCGUGUUCGACCGCGGUUGCAACGUCUGCAAGUGCACCGACAAUGGACAGUUCGCGACCUGCUCUCUUAAACGGUGCAAGACUGAAACCGAACAUGCACCUGGUAGAAUCGGAUCAAGGCUUCCGUUGUAA
This is a messenger RNA of Spodoptera littoralis (African cotton leafworm), 849 nucleotides long. The record is from the annotation of a GenBank genome assembly. Lineage: Eukaryota; Metazoa; Arthropoda; Insecta; Lepidoptera; Noctuidae.